Mustela lutreola (European mink) is the source of this 8483-nucleotide messenger RNA. RefSeq names its product junction mediating and regulatory protein, p53 cofactor (gene JMY). The record is from RefSeq and is a predicted model, not a curated record. The coding region runs from base 28 to 3006 and encodes 992 amino acids. The transcript has 11 exons. NCBI's taxonomy places the organism in Eukaryota, Metazoa, Chordata, Mammalia, Carnivora, Mustelidae. Gene Ontology annotation, cellular component: nucleus; cytoplasm. Gene Ontology annotation, molecular function: Arp2/3 complex binding; transcription coactivator activity; actin binding. Gene Ontology annotation, biological process: positive regulation of apoptotic process; Arp2/3 complex-mediated actin nucleation; 'de novo' actin filament nucleation.
CCCCCGCGGCCUGGCACCGGAGCCACCAUGUCGUUCGCGCUGGAGGAGACGCUCGAGUCGGACUGGGUGGCCGUGAGGCCCCAUGUGUUCGACGAGCGCGAGAAGCACAAGUUCGUCUUCAUUGUGGCCUGGAACGAGAUUGAGGGCAAGUUUGCCAUAACCUGCCACAACCGGACGGCCCAGAGGCAGAGGAGCGGCUCCCGGGAGCAGGCGGGGGCACGAGGAGGCGCUGAGCCGGGAGCACCCGCGUCCGACGGGACCCGCGCGCCAGGCAGCCCAGCGGGCAAGGGCCGGCCCGAGGCCACGGCCUCUGCGACUCUGGGUAGAAGCCCGGGGUCCCGGAGGAGCGCGGCCUGGGCGGAGGGCGGCUCUCCGCGGAGCGCGCGCAGCCUUCGUGGGGACCCGCUUCUGCGGUGUCCCGCCGGCAAAGGGGCGGAGAGCCCCCUCAGGAGCCCAGUGCGGGCCAAGACCAGCCCGGUCCGAAGGGGAUCUGAAGGCAAAGAUGUGGCGGGGGCCGCUGCAGCAGCGACCCCGCCGGCGCCCAGGGAGGUCCCGUUGUCCUCCGUGCGAGUAGUGAGUGCUUGCGGGGCGGUCUCCGAGGAGAUAGAGGUGCUGGAAAUGGUGAGGGAGGACGAGGUGGCCCCGGCGGCCCUGGCGCUGUCGGACGCGGAGCAGCCGCCUUCCACCGUCGAGCUGGAGUCCCCGGCCGAGGAGUGUAGCUGGGCCGGGCUCUUCUCCUUCCAGGAUCUCCGUGCUGUGCACCAGCAGCUGUGUUCUGUGAACUCGCAGCUGGAGCCGUGCCUGCCCGUAUUCCCCGAGGAGCCCUCGGGCAUGUGGACCGUGUUGUUCGGGGGCGCCCCAGAGAUGACCGAGCAGGAGAUCGACACUCUGUGUUACCAGCUCCAGGUCUACCUGGGCCAUGGCCUGGACACCUGCGGCUGGAAGAUCCUCUCCCAGGUACUUUUCACUGAGACCGAUGAUCCCGAGGAGUAUUACGAAAGCCUUAGCGAGCUGCGGCAGAAGGGCUAUGAAGAAGUGCUUCAGCGGGCCAGGAAGCGCAUCCAGGAGCUCUUGGAUAAGCACAAGAAUACAGAAAGCAUGGUGGAGCUUCUGGACUUGUAUCAGAUGGAGGAUGAAGCCUAUAGCAGCCUUGCAGAAGCCACAACUGAAUUAUAUCAGUAUUUACUACAGCCAUUCCGAGACAUGAGAGAGCUUGCCAUGCUACGGAGACAACAGAUCAAGAUUUCCAUGGAGAAUGAUUAUCUGGGUCCCCGAAGAAUUGAAAGUCUACAAAAAGAAGAUGCUGAUUGGCAGCGAAAAGCUCACAUGGCUGUGCUGUCUAUUCAAGAUCUUACUGUCAAGUAUUUUGAAAUCACAGCGAAAGCACAAAAAGCUGUGUACGAUCGAAUGCGAGCAGAUCAGAAGAAAUUUGGUAAAGCAUCAUGGGCAGCAGCUGCAGAACGUAUGGAAAAACUCCAAUACGCGGUUUCUAAGGAGACUCUGCAGAUGAUGAGAGCAAAGGAGAUCUGUUUGGAGCAGAGGAAACAUGCACUAAAAGAAGAGAUGCAGAGUUUGCAGGGUGGUACAGAAGCCAUAGCACGAUUGGAUCAGUUAGAAGCUGAUUAUUAUGAUCUGCAACUUCAGUUGUAUGAAGUACAGUUUGAAAUCCUGAAGUGUGAAGAGUUAUUAUUGACAGCCCAACUAGAAAGCAUCAAAAGACUUAUAUCGGAAAAGAGAGAUGAAGUAGUUUACUAUGACACUUACGAAAGCAUGGAGGCCAUGCUGGAGAAGGAAGAGAUGGCAGCGUCUAUGCACUUACAGAGAGAAGAGCUACAGAAACUUCAGCAGAAAGCACGCCAGCUGGAAGCAAGACGUGGUCGGGUGUCAGCCAAGAAAGCCUACCUCAGAAAUAAAAAGGAAAUUUGUAUUGCAAAACACAAUGAAAAGUUCCAACAGCGCCUUCGGAAUGAAGAUGAAUAUAGAACCCAUCACACAGUACAACUAAAGAGAGAAAAAUUACAUGAUGAAGAAGAAAGAAAAAGUGCUUGGGUUAGCCAGGAGAGACAGAGAACACUGGAUAGACUUCGAACUUUUAAACAGAGGUACCCUGGCCAAGUCAUACUUAAAUCAACCAGAUUGCGACUGGCUCAUGCCAGAAGAAGAAGCACAGCCAGUCCUGUGCCCUGUGAAGACCAGUGUGACCCUCUGCCAGGAGCGCUCCAGCCAGAAGAGAAAAGUGAAAAGGUGGAGGAAGGAAGAGGGAAGCUUGGGUCAUCACAGAAAACAGAAGCCCAAAGCCUCUUACAACUUGAAGAUACUUCAUUAGCACAACUUGAAGCCACUUCAUUACCUCUCAGUGGUGUUACCUCUGAACUGCCGUCCACUGUAUCUCUUCCAGUUUUGAAUAAUAUUGACCUCGAACCAGGUUCUAUUACCACAGCUCCACUCCCCCCACCUCUUCCCCCAACACCACCUCCCCCACCCCCGCCUCCCCCUCCCCCUCCACCACCCCCUUUGCCUGUUGCUAAGGACAGCUCCCUAGAGAUACUGGAGAAAGGUCUGCCUAUAACAGAGGGGAAUGAGAAGAGGAUCCCAAAGUCUGCGAGUGCACCCUCAGCACAUCUCUUUGACAGCAGCCAGCUGGUCAGUGCCAGGAAGAAGCUGAAAAAGACUGCUGAAGGUUUACAGAGGAGAAGAGUGAGCUCACCCAUGGAUGAGGUGCUAGCUUCCUUGAAGCGUGGUAGUUUUCAUCUGAAAAAGGUUGAACAGCGAACUCUGCCUCCUUUUCCUGAUGAAGAUGAUAGUAAUAAUAUCUUGGCACAAAUCAGGAAAGGGGUAAAAUUGAAGAAGGUACAGAAGGAAGUGCUGAGAGAAUCCUUCACACUUCUGCCUGACACAGACCCUCUAACACGGAGCAUCCAUGAAGCUCUUAGAAGAAUCAAAGAAGCGUCCCCUGAGUCAGAGGAUGAAGAGGAAGCUUUGCCUUGCACAGAUUGGGAAAAUUAACAGGUGACUCAACAGAAAGAAAAAAACACCUACAGUUAAAGAUCAAAGAUUUGUUUUUGGAAAACAAAAGUUUAAUGUGUGAUUUCCCCAACUGGAUUCCACAAGAUGCAAAGUGUGUUGGCUCAGUGGUAUGAAAAAAAUGGAAGCACAAUUGGCAAGUUACCACUUUUGCAGUCAGUCCAGUAUUUGGUGGGUAACAUGAGUUUUAGAUGUGCAGUGCUCCCGAUGCAAUGAAGAAAAGGCCUUCCAGAGAUGCCUGGUUUUUUAAGCACCUUCCCCUCCUGUCCACCCAUGUUCAUCCUUGUAGUGGCCAGUCAAGCUAGGGGUCGCUCCGAGUUGGAAAAACACUGGGUUGACAGAGAUCUACUGUGAGCUGUGUCGGGACUGCUUUGAAAUCCAUCUUUAAGUGCACUGAAUAGUCCUCUGCUUGAAAACACAGAGCUUCUUCUAUAUCAGCUUGUAUAAAUAGUGUGACACUCUGAAAAAGAAGUUUAUCAUGAUAGCUAUAGGACAGGAAUUGGAAAGAAUCAGAUGGAAAUGCACUGAAAAUUUCCACAUUACUCAUCUCCAAAGGAGUUUUCAUAAAGAUGUUCAACAUCUGAAAAGAUACAUAACCAUGGAGAUACACUUAAUGUGUUUACCACAACAUGAUACAUUAAACAUGCAUAUUUUUAAAAGACCACAUACUCACUUUGUAAGGUUUUGAAGUAAAAAUUUCCAUGCUUUUAAAUAGCUCUUCAUAAUUGUGAAUUUAUAAUAGUUUGAAUUUCAUGUGCAGCUUUGUUUAUGAAAAGCAAUACUUUGUAACUUGAUAAUUCAGAUUAUUUUUAGUCCUUUUGUUUGAACGAUUGCUUGAUUAGUGUAAUUCAACGUGACUUUCCUAUUGAGAAUCAGAAAUGAGGAUUCAGUAAUAGGGAUGCAGAUCUCGUCUGUUUAACAUGCACCAUUUAAGUUUUUCUUUUUAUGCUCCACAGUGAAGUGCACUCUACAGAUAUGCAGAAAGUAGACAGGCAGAAAAGCCUCCUUGGCUGGCAUUUCACUAUCUUCACAUGUUUCGAGUGGAACUUGGGGAGAGGACCUUUGUUAUUGUCAGUAGACCUUUUAAAACCUAUGUAUGUAGUUCUAGGUGCUGAUUUUGCUAUAAGGAGUCCUGAAGGACGCAUUUAUAUGAAUGGAGCCAUUAUGAAUUCUCAGCAGGAGUGUUGUGGGCUUGAAUGAAGGUAGAUAUGUUGGACCCAGUCUACAGUAUUCUGUAAAGUGUAAUUCUGCAUCAGACAGAUUUUGGCCUUUAUAUGAAGGGAGUUAAGUAAGGACUGAUGUACCAAAAAGAACCUUUAUUUCUUCUGAGACAUUUCUCUGUCCUAGACCCAGAAAGCAGUCCCGGAGUAAAAGCCCUCCAAUGUAUAUGAAUUGGUUUUUCAGAAGAGAGAAAAAAAUGCUUACACCUUUGUCACUUUAAGAUGUAUUUCCUUUAAAAUAAUUAUGGAGAAAAAUUUCUGUUUAUUGACGAGAGUAGGAACUUUUGCACAGUUUUUUUUCACAAUACAUUAGUUUUAUUCUUAUGUUAUUCCUAUAUCUUGGAAGAUUAAAAUAUAUAUCUAAUGUAGAGACUCAAUCUUUAUCCCACAGUGGGAGAGGUGGAUGAGGAAUUUUCCUCAUUUCCUUCAGUAAAACAUUGAAGAGUGCUUUUCAACCAAAAGAAUGAUUGGUUUGAUUAAUAUAAUUUGGUGAAAAAAAAUGUUUAAGCAAAUUUACAAACCUUAAAAAAAUCAUGUAUCAAUUUUAAGCCUUUGGAUGCAUAUGAAUAAGUUUUUUCAUUCAUUGAUAUUUAGAAAAAUACAGAACUUAACAUUUUAAAUUAACAGCAAAAGCACUAGAACUUUUAUCUGUUAGGAAUUUGCUCCCCAGUUACAGCUGGGAUUCCAUCAGAAGACAGGCUCACUUACAAAUGGAUACUGUAAUUUGUCUUCCAGAACCAUGUUCUGCUAAGUCUCCAGUACUCUGGAGUGGGUACAGACCCUUGUGAAUCCUUUAGGGGUGCAUCUGAAACUCUGUGUACAUCCCACUGUGGCACUUCAUGAAGAUUAUCUCUGUUGAAAAUGAUGAGUAGGUUAAAGCAAAGCCUCGUUAACAACCAGCUCUGCUUAUUCUCUGCUAAAUAAACUUUCUCUACUACACCUAUUUUCCAUCCUUAAGAUUCAAAUUCCUGCCUCCACAGAAUUACAAGUUACUGCAGAUCAUCCACCUUGGGAGUUCUCACAAUGUUUAAAUUUCAGAUAACUACAGUCCAGUUGUCCAAGAUGAGAUUACCAGUUGAAUCCUCAAGUUAAUUUUUUUUUCCCUCAUGUUAAUUUUAAAGCAGUUUUGGAACCCAACGGUUUUGUAAGCAUAAUUCCCACCACCACCACCACCCCGCCCUUAAAAAAAGCAGUGUCUUUGCCCUUAAUAUUAAAUUUUAAUAUAUUUAAUUAGGAUAGUAUUUAUAGAUGACCACAUGUUUUAAGUUCCAAACUUGCCCACAUACUAUUUCUAUGGUUUAAAAUAUUUGAGAGUUUUAUCUCAAUGUAUCCUUUCUGUCAAAAGAAUCCACAAACAGCUGCUUGCUUGUGCCGAAUCCCUUUAGAAGUCCGUUUACCAAUCUAGUCCUCGACAGUAAUAUAUUUUAAAUAGGAAAACAAAUAGGUAACUUGAGGAUAUUUUAAGGUUAAGGUUACUGCUCACUUGAAUGCCAUUUUUAAAUUGUUCUCCCACUUAGUCACAGUGCUGUGUCUAUAACCAGUGUGGUACUUUGAGGGAAGUUAUUCCUAAUCUCAGACCUGGGUGGUACUGUGAUGUAGCUUUCUGACGAAACACCUGGCUAAAGAAGAUUUUUUAAAGAUGAGCAGUUACCUUCCUUACUUGAUGUAUGUCUAUAGAUUUUGAGUUUAUGAGCGGCCUAAGAACAAUCAUUCACUAGUUGUCCUAGUUGUUCAUUUUAACAAAUUUAGAUGCAAUUGUAAAUGAUGUUGAUCAGGUGUAGUAGUUAACACAGUGGGAAUAUGGGAUUUUCCUCAUUGUGUGAAACCACAGGGAAUUUUCAGCACUUUGAUUUACUCUGUAAAAAUGGGGCAAAAAUCCUUGUUUCUACAAAGCUGAACUGUACAGCAUUUUUUGGUAACAUAUGGCAUGACCACUUUGCCAUAAAAUGUGUUAAAUUCUGAGGCAUACUUCGGCCAUAGAAGGCACUAAGAAUUAAAACUCCUAUCAGUGGAACAAAAAUGAACGGGCAGCAUCCUCUGUUUGGAAUGGGACCAGUGUACAGUUAACAAAAGUUAAUUUUAUACAUUCCUUAAGAUUUCAUUUUUUAAUUGCAUUCAUUGAAUUUGUGUAUAAAUUUAAGAUAAUGCCUACGUCAGUUUAGUCUUAGCCUAAGGAAAGUUUUUUCUUCCACUAAAUAUAAGGUCUUGGGGUGGUCGGUGUUUUUGUUUUCUGUUGUUUUUUUUUUAAUAACCUUUAUAAUUUAAUUAUUAUGCACAUAAUAAUACCAGAUACCAAUCUGUCAAGUUCUAUAGUAAGAGGUUCCUUAAAGGCCUUAUCAGGGAGCUCAGAUUGCAUAACAUUAUUUCCAGGCUAUUUGUAAGAAAGCAUUUUAAACAGCUGUAAAAACAUUUAAAAACUGUGGCAGAUGCAUUGUUAACUUGCAGCCGUUUGAUAAUAAGAGCAGAAACCUUAACAAGUUUUACCUAAUUCUUGCACUGAAUUUAAAUGAUAAUAUAAAGUUAAAUGUGCAUUUUAAGCAGAUUUUAUUUCACAUUUCUAGCUUAGCAUAUGAGAAAAGCUAUGCUUAGUGUUAGAGGACUGACAGGCAAGAUAUAUUCCAGAUGGAAGAGGUAAGAGAAUGGAAGCACCUUACUGUUGAAGCAUGUUGCGUUUAGUUAGUGCUGCUGAACAAUUCAGUAGUUACUUCUGAACUUUGCUGCAAAGUGCUCUUUAGUUAAAGCACAUAGAGAGGGAUCUCUGCCUAAUUGCUUUGUAAAUUGAAGCAAUGGUGUUUUUUAUUCUAUAAAUAGUCUAAUUUUAAAGUUUUUCCUACAAAAUGAGUUUAUAUUGCUGCCUAAGCUAUCAUGUAUGUAAACAGAGGGUUUUUUUUUUUAAGAGUGAGAAGAAAUCGGUGUCCUGUGUGUGCGUGUGCACGCGCACAUGUGGUGUGUUUGCCCAUUGGGUUAUUUGGAAGAUAUGUUCAUUCUAAAAUGUUCUGUUUUGCCCACAAGCAUAAAUGUACAGCUUGGUAUUUGAGGGGUUUAAUUGAUUGAAUUCAAAUUUAUAAGUGUUUCUCCCCUUCCCCACUUUUAUUAUGCCACUGUAAGGUGCAUGUACAGAAAAUACGUCGGAGGUUGACAUAUAAUAAAUACUUCAUCAAGGCUAUUUCACAUUGAAACUCAAAGCAGUCAUUUGUUUUGAGAGUUAAGGAAAAGUUUUUUGUUAGUUUUUUUAAAAAUCAUUUAUAACUAAGGGUGGCUCAAUUUGGGGGAAUUAAGGGUGGAGAGGAAAGAAAGACAGUGGGAAGUGAUUUUUAGAUGUAUACACAAAGAUAUGGGUGUUGGUUAUAGAGGUGAAUUUUAACAAGGGAAGUUUUGGGUUUUUUGGGUUUUUUUUUUUAAACUUGCAUGUUCUAUGGUUAACUAUCCAAGAGUGUAACAAGUUAUUCUAGCUUUUCCCAGUACUAAUUAUAUUGGUUUUAAGAAGUCUUCAUGAUCACAAGAUGGCAUUUUCUCUUCAAUUAUGAACCCAGAGGGAUAGACAAUACCACCCAGACAGUGACUUCAACUUCUUUGACUUGGACAGAAUCCCCACUGUCUCAUUGAGUUUCUCGUACUGAAUGUCUUGCCAAGUGUGAAACCACAAUAUAUAGUUUGUGAAAAAUUGAAGGCUACAGAUAAUUUUGCAUGAUUAAAGCCCAUUAGGGCUACUGAAACUGACAUGUUUUUUAGCCUUUCUGGUUAAAUGAAAACUACAAUGGCAAACCAAUUCACCAUUUACUAGCUUUGUGCAAUAUUAUAAUGGUAGAAGCAAAACACUAGCACAUUGUGCUUGGCUUUUAAAGAUGGCUUUACCACUGUACAUUAAACGGAAGUGUGCACAGUGUAUUGUAAAUGCCAACUCCUGCAAAUUUACAAUACUUAAAUAUGCUCCAUUAAUAUUCUAAAGUAUUAAAAGUACAAAGAAAAAACUAAGCAGGCAUUUAUAGCAAUACUCUGAAAUCUCCAAUAAUUGUUUUGACUGUUGCCUUUUGCUCUUUAGUGCAACUUUUCUGCGUUGUAAUUAUUGUAUUGCUUUGUAUUUUCAUGUUUUUUACACUCAUGACUUCAGAAGUAAGUACUUGUACCGCAAGUACUGCAAUCACCUUCUCUUCUUGUACAUGCAAUGUAACAACAUGCAGUUUUGGUGCUUAACAAUAUUCCUUUUUUUCUUUAAUAAAAGAUAUUUAUUGAGUUAAA